GACAAAACGAGGGUGCUCGCUGCAGAGCCAAAUGGGAGGAGCUGGAGCUCUAGCUCCCCCUCGCUGGAUGUAAUGGGUGGAGCUAGACACCCAACCACUCCUUAACCCUACCCCUUACCCUAUCGCUAAACAUAAUUCCACCCAUUAGUUCACACAGAGGUGGAGCUGGACAUCCAGAGAGGGGGAGCUGGAGGUCAUUUGGCUCUGCAGUGAGCAGUACUUGGAAAAUCUCCUAACACCGGCUGGCCUAUGCAAAUGUUGGUUGGGAUUCGCCUCUUUUUAAGUGGUCUUUUACACGCACAAGAAUUACAUUAGGAGGAGGAAAUAAUGGUGUUUGAGGCUCAUGGUAUAUCAUUUCCAUGUACAGAACUCUCAUUAUUCAACUAUGCCAAGUCGAGAGGUGUUUCCUGAAGGCUCUGGAGGCUGUCCGUUUGACAUUGACAGAAGACUGACACACUGACAUCACAUUCAUCUUCAACUCUCUUGGCACCUGCAGUUAAUGGAUGAACUGUCUCCAAUACAUCAAACUGUCUGCAUGCUGUUGCUGAAGGAAUAUUGACAUUCACUAUAUGAUUGAUACUACGGGGCCAAAACAUUUUACCAGGAAAAGAGUUUUGGGAAAAUUGUCAGGCAUGAUCAUGAACAACACCACAAACCAAACUGGCCUGCCGGAGGACUUUAGAAUUGCUCUUCUGGUUUUAUAUAUAUUCAUCUUUCUCGCUGGGACUCUGAAUGUUGUACUAAUGUCUUGUAUGCUACAGUCUCAAAGAUGUCUCUCUUUCACCAAAGUGUCUGUGAUCAACCUGAUAGCAGUGCACUCCUUUUUCCUUCUCACGGUGCCCUUUCGAAUUUACUAUUAUGCUUCUGAUGAAGACUGGAUUCUGGGCAUACAUUUCUGCAAAAUUGUCAGUCUUAUGAUCCAUGCCCACAUGUAUCUUGCAUUCAUCUUCUAUGUCUUCCUUCUAAUUGUGCGCUAUGUGGAGCACUCUGAUCAGCAGCACAAGCUAGAGUUUCAUCGCAUCCUUCACGCCACGAUUGCAAGUGCAACCGUCUGGUUGGUCAUAUUCGGCUCUAUGUUCCCAGCAACUAUUGCUAAAUAUGGAAUGACACAGAACGAUUCAACUCAUUGCUUUCAUUUUGGUCAGGCUCUCAUGCAGCCUACUGUGAAGAGAUUAAACUAUGUAAUUUGUAUACUAGUAAUACUGGUUUGGAGUGUGCUGGCAUUUUUCCAAGUUUAUUUUCUGCUCAACGUGAGUAAGACAUUUGGAAAGGCCACAUGUCAACGUCAAGAGUUCUGGGCACAACUGAAGAACGUUGUUUUCCUGUUGGUCAUGUUUUUUUGUUUUGUGCCCUAUCAAGGAUUCAGAGUUUAUUAUGUGAGGGAAUAUGGCAAGACUGAAGAAAUUAAUCAUAUAAAUGAAGUAUUACUUGCUGUCACUGCUUUCAGCUGCAUUGAUAUGAUUGCUUUUGCUGGUAGAGAUGUAUGUAAACUUAUAAAUUCAAGGGGAUGGUUUUACUGUUUAUAGAAACUAUGUUGUAUAUUGUUAUUGAUAUAGGGAAUUGUUUUACAUUUUCUUAUCUUUGUUUUUGAUGCGUUUGUGCCUUAUAAGCUUAAAACAAUUGUUCAGCAUGACAGAAUGUUUGGAAAUA
Sinocyclocheilus grahami is the source of this 1650-nucleotide messenger RNA. Its product is annotated as probable G-protein coupled receptor 141. The transcript has 5 exons. Gene Ontology annotation, biological process: G protein-coupled receptor signaling pathway. Gene Ontology annotation, cellular component: membrane. Bases 570 to 1526 code for a protein of 318 amino acids. The record is from RefSeq and is a predicted model, not a curated record. Gene Ontology annotation, molecular function: G protein-coupled receptor activity; oxysterol binding. Lineage: Eukaryota; Metazoa; Chordata; Actinopteri; Cypriniformes; Cyprinidae.